GUCAGAUAGAGCACGCUAGCAAGCAAGGGGAAGCUGAGAAUUCUGUUAUGAAAAGUCGUAUGAAGCACCUGAAACAUCAACAACCACAUUCCGAAUCCGGGAAAUUGGAACGCGGUCAGAGAGGUUUAAUGGAUUCCUCUUCGACAUUUCGUAAUUCCAGCUUCGAUUAAUAUAAUAGUAGAAACUAGAGAGAGAUAUACUUUGCUGCUUCUUUCAGACCCUCUUUUGCAGAGUUUCGGUACAAACGCGGUUCCAAAUUUCAUUUCUUAUUGGUCCUGAAAAGCUUGCAGAGAUGCCAAGACACCCUUUUGAUCUCUCUCUCUUUCUCUCACCCUUUCUUCUGCGUACUUAGUUUACUCCGAAACUCGAAAAUUUGAUUUUUAUUUCUUUUGUUUUAUUUUUUCGAAGCAUUGUUUCCAAAUUGAGCGAGCUUUCUUCAGUUCCAUUCCAUCUGCAAUUGGAUCACCUGAGGAAUUUUCUUUAUUAUAUUAUCGGAAUCGAAAUGGGUGAGCUGUGGAGACUCAAUAAGUUCAGGUCUCGGUUUGUGGUAUUGCUGUUGAUGUGCUUGUUCAAUCACAAUUGGGAGUUAUGUUUGUCUCUUAAUGAGGAGGGGUUGGCACUGUUGAGAUUUCGUGAGGGAGUGGUGACAGAUCCUUUUGGUGCUCUAUCGAAUUGGAAUGAUGAUGAUGGACUCAAUGAUCCCUGCUCCUGGUUCGGAGUAGAGUGCUCCGAAGGAAAAGUUGUGGUUUUGAACUUGAAAGAUCUUUGUCUUGGAGGAACACUAGCCCCUGAACUCGGGAAUCUUAUUCAUGUAAAGUCAAUCAUCUUACGUAAUAAUUCAUUUUACGGUGUCGUUCCUAAAGAAUUUGGAGAACUCAAGGAGCUGGAGAUGUUAGAUUUGGGAUUUAAUAACUUCAGUGGAACAAUUCCAUUUGACAUUGGCAGCAACUUAUCCCUGGGAAUCCUUUUACUCGACAACAACUCUCUAGAAGGCAUUUCUCCUGAGAUUCAUGAGCUUAAUAUACUUUCUGAACUUCAGGUAGAUGAAAGCCAGCUACUUGAUACUGCUCGAGGAACAUCAUGCCGAAGAAGAUCCACUGCACAGAGCUGUGCUGAAUCUGGAAAUGUAGCUAAAAGGAGCCUGCUACAGGUUCCAGGUGCUUCCAACACCUCCCCAACCCACCAACGAAAUUCAUCUCCAUCACAUUCUCCAUCACCUUCCCCAGCGGCAUCACCUAAUAGCAUCUCUCUAACACCCGCAUCCUCACCUGCACCAUCACCAGAUUUAUCUUCCCCUGCUCCAGCAGAUCCACCUGUCUUUGUUCCUGCACCAACACCAUCCCUUUCUUCUCCAGUUCCUCCUCCUUCAGCAAGCCCUGCCCAAUCUCCUCCAGCAAGCAUUGCCCAGCCUCCUCCUCUAAUUUCUGCUGAACCAUCAUCUGAAAGCCCAGCUGCAAGUUCCAAAUCAAAUCACACAAUUGUAAUUUUGGUUGCAUCCAUAGGGACUCCCUUUUUCAUUUUAUUUGUGGCCGCCAUUAUUUUCCUUUGUCGAGACAACAAGGUGGUUACAGUCAAACCUUGGGCCACGGGGUUGAGUGGGCAGCUGCAGAGAGCAUUUGUAACAGGUGUACCAAAACUAAGGCGAUCAGAGCUACAAAAUGCUUGUGAAGAUUUCAGUAAUAUAAUUGGUUCCUCAUCAAAUGGCACAAUAUACAAAGGGACACUGUCGAGUGGUGUUGAAAUAGCUGUGGUAUCUACUACCGUGACGUCUGCCAAAGAAUGGUCAAAGAAUUUUGAAGCCCAGUUCAGGAAGAAGGUAGACACAUUGUCAAAAGUGAAUCACAAGAAUUUUGUGAACCAUAUUGGGUUUUGUGAGGAACAGGAACCUUUCACAAGGAUGAUGGUUUUUGAGUAUGCUCCAAAUGGUACACUCUUUGAGCAUCUACACAUAAAAGAAGCAGAGCACUUGGACUGGGGAGCACGGUUGAGGAUCGCAAUGGGAAUGGCAUACUGCCUGGAGUACAUGCACCAACUGAACCCACCUGUAGUUCAUGAGAAUCUGAAUUCGUCCAUUGUCUACUUAACUGAAGACUAUGCAGCCAAAAUUUCAGAUUUUGGUUUCUGGCAUGAAGUAGUAGCAACUUCCAAGAUGGGAUCUGAUGCCACAGAGCUAUUGGAUACACCACCAUCUAAUCCAGAGAGUAAUGUGUAUAGUUUUGGGGUAGUACUGUUGGAAAUAAUAACAGGUAGGCUCCCUUACUCGGCAGAAAAUGGCAAACUAGUGGGGUGGGCAUCAAUCUAUUUGAGAGGAGAGCAGCCCUGCAAAAACAUGGUAGAUCCGAUGCUGAAAUCUUUCCAAGAAAAUGAACUGGAUAAACUUUGUGCAGUAAUAGCUUCUUGCAUACAUCCUGACCCAAAACAGAGACCUACAAUGAGAGAGGUUACUGCCCAAUUAAGAGAGAUUACAGCACUUGGACCUGAUGGAGCAAUACCAAAACUAUCUCCUCUUUGGUGGGCAGAACUUGAGAUUCUGUCCACAGAGGCAUCCUAAUGGGCGGAGCUGGAGCUUGUAAGUUUUAUUAGUUAAAAAUCACUCCACCCCUGCUUUAUUCUUCUCUCUCUCUCCCCCCCCUCUCUUGUGUGCAGGUAGGUACUGCUUGUUUCUAUUGUUAUGUGUUUUACUGGUAUUUGUAUAUAACAAAGAUAAAGGAGAGGAUAUAUGUAUUUUUUUUGCCACCUUUUUAGCUCUGUUAAAGUCAGUUGAAAUUGUGCAACACCAAAAUAUACUUGUCAAAUUAAUAAAAACAAGAGUUCCCAUUUUUUAGUUC
Molecule: messenger RNA, 2828 nt
Organism: Macadamia integrifolia
Lineage: Eukaryota; Viridiplantae; Streptophyta; Magnoliopsida; Proteales; Proteaceae
Product: probable inactive receptor-like protein kinase At3g56050
Exons: 9
Coding region: 503-2551 (682 amino acids)
Biological process (GO): protein phosphorylation
Molecular function (GO): protein binding; ATP binding; protein kinase activity
Source: RefSeq, a predicted model, not a curated record